Tupaia belangeri chinensis (Chinese tree shrew) is the source of this 2695-nucleotide messenger RNA. It is a transcript of the gene SEMA3B, whose product is annotated as semaphorin 3B. Bases 32 to 2278 code for a protein of 748 amino acids. The record is from RefSeq and is a predicted model, not a curated record. Gene Ontology annotation, biological process: neural crest cell migration; negative chemotaxis; positive regulation of cell migration. NCBI's taxonomy places the organism in Eukaryota, Metazoa, Chordata, Mammalia, Scandentia, Tupaiidae. Gene Ontology annotation, molecular function: semaphorin receptor binding; chemorepellent activity. The transcript has 18 exons. Gene Ontology annotation, cellular component: plasma membrane.
GGCUGACCCCUGAGCCCCCUGAGCUGCGGGGAUGGGGCCGGCUGAGGCCGCCGCCAUGAUCCCGGGCCUGGCCCUGCUCUGGGCAGCGGGGCUGGGGGGCACCGCCCCCAACUCCCCGCGCCUUCGGCUCUCCUUCCGAGAGCUCCAGGCCUGGCACGGGCUCCGGACCUUCCGGCUGGAGCGGGCCUGCUGCUAUGAAGCGCUGCUGGUGGACGAAGAGCAUGGGCGCCUGUUCGUGGGCGCGGAGAACCAUGUGGCCUCCCUCAGCCUGGACAACAUCAGCAAGCGGGCCAAGAAGCUGGCCUGGCCCGCCCCUGUGGAAUGGAGAGAGGAGUGCAAUUGGGCAGGGAAGGACAUCGGGACCGAGUGCAUGAACUUCGUGAAGCUGCUGCACGUCUACAACCACACUCACUUGCUGGCCUGCGGCACGGGGGCCUUCCACCCAACCUGUGCGUUCGUGGAGGUGGGCCACCGGCUGGAGGAGCCCCUGCUCCGGCUGGACCUGCAGAGGCUGGAGGAUGGUAAGGGGCGGAGUCCUUACGACCCCAAGCACCGGGCUGCCUCAGUGCUGGUGGGGGAGGAGCUAUACUCAGGAGUGGCCGCAGACCUCAUGGGCCGGGACUUCACCAUCUUUCGCAGCCUGGGCCAGCGUCCAAGUCUCCGGACAGAGCCACACGAUUCCCGCUGGCUCAAUGAGCCCAAGUUUGUCAAGGUCUUUUGGAUCCCGGAGAGCGAGAACCCAGACGAUGACAAAAUCUACUUCUUCUUCCGUGAAACGGCGGUAGAGGCAGCGCCGGCACUGGGACGCCUGUCAGUGUCCCGCGUCGGCCAGAUCUGCCGGAACGACGUGGGCGGCCAGCGCAGCCUGGUCAACAAGUGGACGACGUUUUUGAAGGCGCGGCUGGUGUGCUCGGUACCCGGCGUGGAGGGCGACACCCACUUCGACCAGCUCCAGGACGUGUUCCUGCUGUCCUCGCGGGACCGCCGCGCCCCCCUGCUCUACACCGUCUUCUCCACUUCCAGCGGCAUCUUCCAGGGCUCCGCCGUGUGCGUGUACAGCAUGAACGACGUGCGCCGGGCCUUCCUGGGACCUUUUGCACACAAGGAGGGGCCCACGCACCAGUGGGUGUCUUACCAGGGUCGCGUCCCCUACCCCCGGCCAGGCAUGUGCCCCAGCAAGACUUUCGGCACCUUCAGCUCCACCAAGGACUUCCCGGAUGAUGUCAUCCAGUUUGCCCGGAGUCACCCCCUCAUGUAUAACUCCGUCCUGCCCGUGGGGGGACGCCCUCUCUUCCUGCAAGUGGGUGCUGGGUAUACCUUCUCUCAGAUCGUGGCCGACCGCGUCGCAGCUGCCGACGGACACUAUGACGUCCUCUUCAUCGGCACAGACGCCGGCACCGUGCUGAAGGUGAUCUCGGUGCCCAAAGGCGGGAGGCCCAGUGCCGAGGGGCUGCUUCUGGAGGAGCUGCAUGUGUUUGAGGACUCAGCUGCUGUCACCAGCAUGCAGAUCUCCUCCAAGAGGCACCAGCUGUACGUGUCCUCGCGGAGCGCGGUGGCCCAGAUCGCGUUGCACCGCUGCUCUGCCCACGGCCGCGCCUGUGCCGAAUGCUGUCUGGCGCGUGACCCCUACUGCGCCUGGGACGGGGCCGCGUGCACGCGCUUCCAGCCCAGUGCCAAGAGGCGAUUCCGGCGACAAGAUGUUAGGAAUGGAGACCCCAGCACGCUUUGCUCGGGUGACUCGUCCCGGACCCCGCUGCUGGAGCGGAAGGUGUUCGGCGUGGAAGGCGGCAGCGCCUUUCUGGAGUGUGAGCCUCGCUCGCUGCAAGCGCGCGUGGAGUGGACCUUCCAGCGUGCAGGGGAGGCGGCCCACACGGUGCUGGAGGAGGAGCGCGCCGAGCGCACGGCGCGGGGACUGCUGCUGCGCGGGCUGCGGCGCCGGGACUCGGGCGUGUACCUGUGCGUCGCGGUGGAGCAGGGCUUUUCGCAGCCGCUGCGUCGCCUGGCGCUGCAGGUGCUGAGUGCUGGGCAGCCCGAGCGCCGGGCGCGGGCCGAGGAGGCUGCCCCCGCUGCUCCACCGGGCCCCAAACUCUGGUACCGAGACUUUCUGCAGCUGGUGGAGCCGGGUGGCGGUGGCGGCGCCAACUCCCUGCGCAUGUGCCGCCCGCAGCCGGCGCUGCAACUGCAGCCCCCAGAGUCACCGAGGAAGGGCCGCAACCGGCGGAUGCAUGCCCCUGGGCCGCGUGCUGAGCGGGGGCCGCGCAGCGCAGCGCACUGGUGACCAGGUGGUCCCCACGCCGGGGACAAGACAGAAGACGACAAGAGGGAGAGAGGGGAGACAGACCCUGGGAAGAUAGACGGCUGGGGCUGGGCACGCUGUGGUCCCUGGUUGAUGGAGUUUGAGAGGGAGAUGCCAACCGACAGGCCCUGGCCAAGGGCAGCUGCAGCGGCUUAUUUAUUAACAGGAUAACCCUUGAAUGUAGCCCUGGAGGGUGGCCCAGGCCAGUGCAGGAGCCGGCCGGGAGGGAGGGGGCAGAGAAGCCCAGGUUCAGAGCAACCACCGGCCGAGGUGUCCACAGUGUCCACCUGGAGAAGGGCCCCCUCCUUGGGCAGUGAGCAGAAAGCUGUGAACAGGCUGGACCGUUGGGGCGAGCAGGACGACUGUACUAAAGUAAUGCAAUAAACACGUUAUCAGCCU